CAUUCAUUCGAAUCACAUCUAUAAAUGAAUUUUCUUGUUACAAUUUUUGUCGGGCUGUUGCUUGUAUUUGCUGUAAUUCAAAUCGUUGCAGCUUCUACCAACAAUGGGAAUAGAAUCGUUUUGAAUGUAGCUGUUAUUGGAGCGGGACCAGCAGGUCUUUGUAGCGCCAAACACUGUCUUGCCGAAGGUCAUGAAGUAACCGUCUACGAACAAAGUGAAGAGAUCGGUGGAGUGUGGUAUUAUACUGAUGAAAUCGGCAAAGAUAAAUACGGUAAUCCAAUUCACUCGCCCAUGUACCAAGGACUAAGAACAAAUACGCCCUACCAAGUGAUGACUUUUUCCAACUUUUCUUAUCCAACAAAUACAACACCUUUCCCACCACAAACAGACGUACUGAAAUAUCUCCAUUCAUAUGCAAACCAUUUCGAAUUGGGAAAAGUAAUCAAAUUGAGUCAUUUGGUCGUUCGUGUGCUUCCGAUCGAAAAUGAUAAAUGGGAAGUUCUUGUGAAAAAUUUACAGAAAAAUACAUUCGAAACGAUAGUCUAUGAUGUUGUUUUCGUCUGCAGCGGCCAACAAUCAAAGCCAUUUAUUCCAAAUAUUGAUGGUGCCGAUGAAUUUAAGGGGAAAAUAAUUCACAGUCAUGAUUAUCGCAAACCGGAACCAUUUCGCAAUACAAAUGUUCUUGUCAUCGGUCCAGGACCAAGUGGAACUGAUUUAGUGGCUCAGUUGUCAAAAGUCGUAAACCGCUUAACAUUCAGCCGGCAUAAAAUUGUCAAUGAAACAGCGGAAGCUCGCAAGGAACGUCAAAGUCUAUACUCAUCCAAUGUGAUACUAAAAGAUGAUGUGACACGUUUCACUUCAACUGGCGCUGAAUUUAUCGAUGGAUCCCAUGAAACAUUUGAUGUGGUGUUCUUCGCAACAGGUUACAAUCUUUCAUUUCCAUUUUUAAGUGUCGACUCUGGUGUUUAUAUUGAGAAGAAAUUAAUUCAGCCAUUAUAUAAGCAAAUCUUCAAUGCGAAACAUCCAACAAUGGCUUUUAUUGGCACACCAAGGCUUUUCACAAAUGCUUAUAUGUUCGAUUUUCAAGUUCGAUUCGCGAUGAAAUUCUUACCGGGUGCGAAGAAAUUGCCAACAAAAACAGAAAUGAUGGAAGAUGUGCACAUUUUUGAAAAAGAGACACUUUCGAUAGAAGAUUGGAAAGAAUAUGUUAAACAAUUAUCGGAAUUAGCUGCCAUUGAACCUGUUCCAGACGUCCUUCUGAACAUUGCCAAAGAAAAUUUCGUAGGAAGAGUUCGUGAGCCAAACGACUUCCGAAAAUAUCGAUACAUAAUAAUUGAUGACAAAACAUUUAGAAAAGAAAAAUACAUAACAUAACGCCGGUUGUAAUGCUUUCUUAUUUAAUUAUUGUUUGAAAUAUACAAAUAUCACUGUUUAUCGGUUCUAUCCCGUAUAGACUACCAACACA
Contarinia nasturtii (swede midge) is the source of this 1465-nucleotide messenger RNA. Its product is annotated as senecionine N-oxygenase-like. The record is from RefSeq and is a predicted model, not a curated record. Gene Ontology annotation, molecular function: N,N-dimethylaniline monooxygenase activity; flavin adenine dinucleotide binding; NADP binding. Lineage: Eukaryota; Metazoa; Arthropoda; Insecta; Diptera; Cecidomyiidae. The transcript has 6 exons. The coding region runs from base 25 to 1374 and encodes 449 amino acids.